AUGGCAUUUGAUGGGACUUGGAAGGUGGACCGCAGUGAGAACUAUGACCGAUUCAUGGAAAAAAUGGGUAUCAAUGUGAUCAAAAGGAAGAUAGCAUCCCAUGACAACCUGAAGAUAACAAUUACCCAAACAGGAAAUAAGAUGACUGUCCAUGAAUCUAGCACCUUCCGAACUGUGGACAUUGUGUUUGAGUUUGGAGUCAACUUUUUGUACAGCCUGGCUGAUGGAACAGAACUCAAUGGGUCAUGGAGCAUGGAAGGAAACAAGCUUGUUGGCAAAUUCAAACGAGUGGAUAAUGGAAAUGAACUGAUCGCAGUUAGAGAAAUUGUAGGGGAUGAACUGGUCCAGACCUACACAUACGAAGGUGUGGAAGCCAAGAGAAUCUUCAAACGAGAUUGA
This is a messenger RNA of Dromiciops gliroides (monito del monte), 399 nucleotides long. RefSeq names its product fatty acid binding protein 2 (gene FABP2). The transcript is spliced from 4 exons. Lineage: Eukaryota; Metazoa; Chordata; Mammalia; Microbiotheria; Microbiotheriidae. The record is from RefSeq and is a predicted model, not a curated record. Bases 1 to 399 code for a protein of 132 amino acids. Gene Ontology annotation, cellular component: nucleus; cytosol. Gene Ontology annotation, biological process: fatty acid transport. Gene Ontology annotation, molecular function: fatty acid binding.